Molecule: messenger RNA, 933 nt
Organism: Diaporthe citri
Lineage: Eukaryota; Fungi; Ascomycota; Sordariomycetes; Diaporthales; Diaporthaceae
Exons: 2
Coding region: 1-933 (310 amino acids)
Source: RefSeq, a predicted model, not a curated record
AUGUUGAUCUUAAUUACCGGAAUCACCGGAAUGGUGGGCCAGCCUUGCGCUGAGUAUGCCAUUUCCAAGGGCCAUCGUGUCAGGGGAAUGGGGCGUGAUCCCGCCAAGGUGCCCGCAUCGAUCCGCGAAAAGCUCGAGGGUUUCGUCACCUCUUCGGGCAUCUACGACAUACCGGCCCUCGAUAAAGCCGUUGCUGGUGUGGACGCAAUUGUCUGUGCCUACGGGUUCUCGCCUGAGGUCGUGCUUGAGGGGCAGCUGUUGCUGUUGAGAGCUGCCGAGCGUGCCGGAGUCAAGGCAAGUGCUGGUAAACCUGAUAAUUAUAUCUACCAUGCCGCUUCGUGGAAUGCUGAUUGGACUCUGGGAUAUCUGGGACAGCAUGAGUCUUAUGACCCGUUCAUCGCCUUCGCCGCUCAAGUCCGCAUCAGUUCGCGCAUUAAGCCACUCUACAUGUUCACGGGGGUUAUAGCCGAGUGGCUUUUCUCGGGCCGCCGCGAUCAGAUUUGGAACCGAGAGACGAAAACCAUGUCGUACUUCGGAGACGGCAAGAAGGAAUGGAUCUGCACCACGGCCGACGACCUCGCUGCCUACACGAUCGAGGCGGUUGCGAGCCCAACGGCCGAGCAGGGAGGGUUUAUACGCGUCGAAAGCUUCCGGUUCACGCCGGCGCAGCUCGCCGAGGAGUAUGAGAAGGCACGCGGCGGCAAAGUCAAGGCGCAUGUGAAGUGCGCAGGGACCUUGGACGAUGUUGUCUCCAUGCUCACCAAGGCAAGGGCGACAAUAGAUCCAAUCGAUCAUGAGAAGUAUAUUGGUCUGGGCUAUGCUGAGCACCUGCUCAAAGGAUCAUGGGACCACGAGCCAGUGGACGCGAAACGCUUUCCGAACGUGAAGCCUACUUCCUUGCGGAGCUACUUUGAGGCGCACCCUGAGCUGUAG